UCCCAGCCCUCCCCCGAAACUCCUUGGCGGACGGCUGGCGGUUGCUCACGAUAUUGAAUCGCACGUUCAACCCUUUAUAUAUUGAAAGAUGUUCAAAGCGUUCCUGCUUGUCGUAUGGCAGGCUGUGCAAGGCCGGCGCUUCUCCAUACCACUCUCGAGACAAGUCGUACCGGUGAAGGUGAAUGGCCACACAGUGUCGCACAAGACAGCCUACUAUGGAAGUAUUUUCGUGGGUCGUCCAAAGCCACAAAACUUCACAGUGGUCUUUGACACAGGUUCAGGACACCUUUUCCUACCUGAUGCUUCAUGCGAGGAUCAGGUUUGCCAGAAGCAUGCCCGUUAUGACCGCAGAUUAUCCGCAUCUGCCGAAGAGAUCAAUGGUGACGGAAGUCCAGCUGCCAAUGAGCACGACGUGGUCUCCAUCUCUUACGGCAUUGGAGAGGUGGUGGGCGACUUCGUUAGAGAUGUAGUUUGCUUGGGCGAAGCCAGCGAGGCUUCCGAGUCCCACUGCACGACGACAAGGGUAAUCCUUGCCCGACACCUGACUCCAGAGCCGUUUCAGCAGUUCCACUUUGAUGGAGUCCUUGGUUUAGGGCUCAGCGCAUUGGCGCUGAACCAAGAGUUCCACCUGUUUAGUCAGCUAGCAGGCGACAUGGAUCCCAGUUUCGGGGUGUUUCUCUCUCGACCAGGGCAGCCUGGCAGCGAGGUAACUUUUGGUGGGCAGGACUUGAGGCGGACGCAAGGACCAAUGGCUUGGGUGCCUGUCUCUUUGAAGCCCCAGGGCUAUUGGGGAGUUCACGUCAAGGCAGUCCGCGCUGGAAAGAAGCUGCUACCAAUUUGCGAGGAUGGUGGGUGCCACGCAAUCGUGGACACCGGCACCUCUCUUCUCGGCGUUCCUCGGGAGGGCAUGGCCUCCAUCUUGGCCGCCACGGCUCGCAAGACCAGUAGCCAGGACUGCCAAGGAGAAGUCAGACCGUCUUUGUCAUUCGAGCUGGCAGAUGGAGCUGUCGUUGAAUUAGAGGCAAAAGACUUUUGGAGAGCCACUCCGACCACAGUGAAGAGCUCUGCAGGCAAAGAGCUUUCCCUUUGCCGAGCUUUGCUGCUACCAGUUGAGAUGGCGAGCAUUGCCCCAAAGUUUGACUCAAGAAACUGGGUCAAUUCGGUGGAGGAAAAGGUGUUCCUAUUUGGCGAACCUGUGCUACACAAGUACUACACCGCGUUUGAUGCAAGAUCAUUCCAAGUCGGUUUUGCACCUGCUAGGCACGGAUCCAAUGAAGUUGUCGUUUGAGGUGAGCCAGUUGAACCUCGAUAGCCGAAUCCCGUUGCCUUGACACGGAUGAAGUGUAGCAAAAUUGGCGAAAGUGACGAUGGCUUUCAGCCCCAUUCAGAGGAUCCUCCUGGACAAGUUCCACAGAGUCCAUAG
Cladocopium goreaui is the source of this 1423-nucleotide messenger RNA. The record is from the annotation of a GenBank genome assembly. NCBI's taxonomy places the organism in Eukaryota, Dinophyceae, Suessiales, Symbiodiniaceae.